CUCAAUUGGGACCUUCCAUCAGGAGCCGCAGAUGGCGUUGCGAAUCAUCCAUCAGUGGAUCCGUCCGAAUCUGGAGUAAAGGUGAUCGUAAGAAUGCGCCCCCUCAACAAAAAGGAGGCUGCUGAGGAGGCCACAAAUGUCGUGCAAAAAUUAUCUGGUGACUCCCUGUCGCUUGGUGACCAGCAAUUCACAUUCGAUUCUGUGGCAGGUGAAACUGAGUCUCAGGAAGCUGUUUUUGAAAUGGUGGGUCGACCCAUGGUGGAGAACUGCUUGGCUGGAUUCAACAGUUCCAUCUUUGCCUACGGCCAGACAGGAAGCGGUAAAACGCAUACCAUGUGGGGUAUCCUGCCUACUUCAGGGACGGAUGCAAGUGUAACAGAGGAGCGUGGUAUCACACCACGUGUGUUCGAACAGCUGUUUUCCCGCAUCCAGCAGGAAGAGCGGAACAAUGUGGAGAAGCAGCUGCGAUAUCAAUGCCGCUGCUCGUUCCUUGAGAUAUACAACGAACAAAUUACAGAUCUACUGGAGCCGACCCAAAAGAAUCUCCUGAUCAGGGAAGACACGAAGACCGGUGUUUACGUGGAGGGGUUGACGGAAGAGUAUGUGUCGAACAUGGAUGACGUGAUAAGCCUUCUCGUUCGGGGCUCCGCGAAUAGAAGAGUCGGGUCAACAGCGAUGAACAACGAGAGUUCGCGGUCGCACAGCGUGUUUACUUUUGUGAUCGAGUCUCGAUCCAAGAGUGUUGCGGAGGGUGUGAGCAGUGUGAGAACAAGCAGAAUGAACUUGGUAGAUUUGGCGGGCUCGGAAAGACAAAAGCAGACAGGGGCUGCCGGAGAUCGUUUGAAAGAGGCUGGCAACAUCAACAAGUCGUUGUCUCAACUUGGGAACGUGAUCAACAUCUUGGCGGAAGUAGCACAAAGUGGGAAACAUCGUCAUAUCCCGUACCGGAGUUCGAGGCUGACGUUCCUUCUUCAAGAAUCACUGGGCGGCAAUGCGAAGCUUGCGAUGAUAUGUGCCAUCUCUCCAGCCAGCAGUUGUCGGACUGAGACGCUGAGUACACUGAGAUUUGCUCAGAGAGCGAAAGCUAUACAGAACAAAGCAGUAGUGAACGAAGAACUUGGUAACGAUGUGAAUCUGUUGCGUGAACAGAUCCGUCAACUGAAGGAUGAACUCAUGAGGAUGAAAUGCAAUAGUAUUCAGACUGAAGGUUCUGCUGGAGGACUGUCUAGUGGAUGGAAUGCCCGUCGCAGCUACAACCUUCUGAGACUGAGCUUGGGACAGCCCAUGACUAUCGCUCCGAAUGAAAUAAAAGAAACUGACAUGCCGCUCGAAGAGAAGAUUGGUGAGGAUGAGUUCUUUGAUGCUAAUGCAGGUGACAAGUUACUUGCCUCUGAUGUGGAUGUGGAGACUAAGGAGCUUUUGACGAAGGCUGAACUCAACACUGGGAAGUUCCCAGAUCCGAAUGAGAAGUCGCAGGCAGCCGAUGGAUCCGUUGUAGGUGACGGGAAUGGUCCCGAACUUGCUGCUCAGCGAGAACUUCCUGAGCUUACCCUUAGUCUCGUUGCGCCUACCAUGAGUGUUUCCCCUCGGGUGAAGGAGGGGAAGAAAGAAGAGUUUGGUGUGGACAUCUCUUUUGGAUUGCCGAAAUCCCCUCUAGGACUGCGUAGCAGCAAGGCGUUCUCAUCUUCCACGGGUCAGCUGGCUGCUAGUCUUACUCGUGGCGUUGAAAUUCUUGAGAAUCAGCGUCGACAGUCUAGAAGGUUUUCGGGAGCGCGGUUUUCUUUUCAAAAUGGUGAAUCUCCAAGUUCACCGAAGUGUGAAUCACCUGUGCUUGCAAGAGUUAACAGUAUCGGCAUCAAUCCCUUAUCUCAAGGCACUAGAGAUGUCGUAUUUGCUUCUGAGAAAGAAAAUACCUUCAUUACAACUAAUGGAAUAAAACUAGGGUCCCCUUCUCCAGGGGAACUUUCUCCAUUACCUGAAAUUACUCAGGAGGACUGGAAGCUUGUGCCCUCUACUCCACCUGCUCAAAUGAACAAUGCCCAGGACGUGAGCGCGCUUUUGGCAGGGGCUCUAAGAAGAGAAAAGAUUGCCGAGGAGACCAUUGCGCAACAAGCUGCGGAUUUGGAGCAACUCACUCGCCUGGUGCGACAAUACAAGCAGGAGAGGGAGUAUAAUGCUGUCAUACAGCAAAGCCGAGAAGAGAAGAUUGUUCGGAUGGAGUCCUUAAUGGAUGGUAUUCUGCCUUCAAAAGAUUACUGCACUGAUGAGUUGGCAGCAUUGCAGCUUGAGAACAAGAUGUUACAAGAGAAGUUUAUCCACCAUCCGGAGCUGGCUGAAGCUAAAGCUGAACAAGAACUGCUCCGUCAUGAGCUUAAUCGAUACAAGGCUUUAUGUGAUCUUGAAGCGAGUGAAAAACUUCAACAAGAGAUCGUGCAGCUACGUAACCAGGUCCUACUCUACUUGGAAAAUGGAACCCCUGGCUCUAUGAAGCAACGGCGCCUGUCUCUCACCCCGACUAAGGGAAUCCAACCUUCUUAUAGCCCGAUCAAGCUCAUGUCGUUAACAGCCGUACCAGAAGCAAUGCCUUCAUGUGAGUCUGCGUCCUCUUCCAGGCAACUUGAUGAUGAGCCUCCAGCGUCAACCACAGAGGGACGUGCUGCCGAAUUCUUGGAGCAAGAGCGCGCGGAAUGGGACGAGAGAGAAAAAGAAUUAGUUGCGAUGGUUCAAGGACUGAGGGAAGAAUGUGACCAUUAUAUGAUGUUGGCAGAAAAAAGGCGCAAGGAGCUCGAGGGCGAAAAGAGGUGUACACAGGAGAUGCAUGAAGCGCUUCAGAUGGCUAUGACAGGCCAUGCUCGUAUAUUGGAUCAGUACGCUGAGUUACAGGAGAAACACAUUCUUCUUUUAUCUAAUAUGCGUGAAAUCCGCCAUGGUGUAAUCGAAUACAAGAAAGAAGCAAAGAAUUCUGGUAUGAACUGCGUUGAGGAUCACUGGUUCGAUGUCCAAGCUACUCAGAUUACAUACUUCAAAGUUGAGCAGGAGCGCUUCAAAGAGCAAAUUAGACAACUGCAAUCUCAGCUUGAUGAUACUGCCGAUGCUGUACAAGCUGCUGGGGAGCUUGUGGUACGAUUAAAAGAGUCCGAACGAGCCGCUACCUUGGCCAAGCACACGGCAGCAGUAGCAGAGGAAGAAGCAGAUGAGUUGCGUCGGGAGUUGAAAAAGUCCAACAGGAGGCACUUCAAGGAGAUUGCAUCCCUGCAGCAGCGAUUACACCAGUCCUCAUCAAGAGAUUUAGCUCAUUUGGGAGACGAUGGUGACAACGUCCAAGCUGAGACCGCUAUUAUACCUCAUGUCAUGAAACAGGAUCCUGGAGUUUCUGAAAGCUUGAGUGGUGACACGACUAUCUCAGAGUUUAGUGAUGAUGGUACUUGUGUUUAUGAAAACUGGGAUGUUGGCGCUACGAAUCAUCGAAGCGACGCGCAUGAUAGUGCAUUUGAAGACCAUGACCAUGAUAUCGUGAGGGAGAGCGUAAGGUUUAGCAGAGAUCAAUAUCAGAACCUGAAAAAUCUAGAAAUAAAUUUUGAAGAUGACGAUGGAUUUUUUUGCGAGCAAUGUGGUCAACAAACUACAAACUCAAUGCGAGUUUGCGACUCCUGUAUCUGAUCGGAUUCGACAAUCGACAGCUUAUAGAUCUGAUUAUUGCCUUCUAUCAAAACUCUAUCAAAGCAGCUUUUCAAGGGAGAACAAGAACAGCUCCAAUUUCUCAGUAAUCUACCUGUUUUAUCCUGCCAUCACGAACAGGUGACUGAGGUCAUUGGUGAGGAAUCCAUUGAAUCACAUUUUUCCAGGUUAGUGAAUUGUUUGUUACCUUGGUGUCUUGAUUAGUGAAGCCAUGCGACUGAGAACUCCAACAUCCCACCUGCGAAAACCGUGUCGCCAAAACCUGCUUAUUGACACAGGAAAACUUGACACAAUUUGUACAACAAGCUAAACUUUGGUUUCUCACUUGUAGUGAGGGUAAUAAUAUAGUUUUCCAAACGACUGCGAGAAUCGUAGGGGAGGGCGAAUGCUGCGGCAUCUAUUUGCCAUUUUGUAGCUGUAACUUCUCAGCAUGUCUGAUGGUUUACCUUAGAAGAAAGUGAAUUAGGGUCUCGACACAGACCUGGAUCAGCAUUCCAGCUGAUCAAGUUAAGUUUUGUGUCCUAAUCUGUUCUUUUAAAUUCUAGAGUUCGAUUGUUCUGGUUUUGUCACAUUGAGUAAACUUUCCUUAGUUCCUCUUGUGGCAGUUAUUGUGGUUUUCAUCAGAGGGGUAGAGAGAAUUGCUGACCGAAAGCGCCCGUGUAAAGUAAAUUUCAUUAGUGGAGAGUAGAAAUAGCUGACUUUGUUAAUAUGAGGUCGAAUUUAAGAUCUUUGUCUCUCUAAUUUAUUCAGCACUAGCGAUUGUACUGGAUACCAAAUUUGCAUAA
This is a messenger RNA of Physcomitrium patens, 4463 nucleotides long. RefSeq names its product kinesin-like protein KIN-12A. The record is from RefSeq and is a predicted model, not a curated record. Gene Ontology annotation, molecular function: microtubule motor activity; ATP binding; microtubule binding. Gene Ontology annotation, biological process: microtubule-based movement. Lineage: Eukaryota; Viridiplantae; Streptophyta; Bryopsida; Funariales; Funariaceae.